Molecule: messenger RNA, 4211 nt
Organism: Aspergillus campestris IBT 28561
Lineage: Eukaryota; Fungi; Ascomycota; Eurotiomycetes; Eurotiales; Aspergillaceae
Source: the annotation of a RefSeq genome assembly
CCCGAAUUGAAAAUAAAGAGAUAACCAAGGGUUUCUUGAUUCAAGGCGGCUGUGUUAAUAUUAAUGGGUUCACAGUGAAUCAAAACGCCGGGCCUGAUUUACUGAACAAAUUUCCCUUUUGCAGAGAUGCAAUAUUCAACAGCUCGAAACCUGAGAAUGAACCAAUUUGUAUGGAAGGGACCCGGCAGGAAGUGCUGUCCGAGAUCUAUCAUUGGGCAGAUGGCGAGCAUGAACAGUCCGUUCUUUGGCUCAAUGGCUGGGCUAAGGUGGGAAAAUCAACCAUAGCCCGAACUGUUGCUAAAGAAUACUACAAAAGAGGACGUCUAGGGGGAAGUUUCUUCUUCGCAGAAGGCAAUAAGCAGCGGGAUAGCAUGAGGGGGUUUGUCGGCACUAUGGCACACCAGCUUGUCGAAUUCAACGAGAGUUACAGUCAUUUGCUGCGAAGCAUCCUCCAUCAAGAUUCUAUCCUACCCGAAUAUCCUCUGACCAAGCAGUGGGAUUGCUUGAUUUGGAAGCCCUUGGUGAAGAGUUAUGAAUCACAAGACAAGCCGCCCACUCUCUUGGUAAUAGAUGCACUGGAUGAAUGCAAAGAAGAUAUUACGAGUAUUCUUGAAAUUCUUUGCAAGACACACUCUAGAUAUCUUCGUUUGCUCAUCACAAGUCGACCAGCAACUCACGACCAAUUCUGUUACCAGAUCAAGGGGGAAUGUCAGAGUAUCAUCCUGCAUGAUAUUAAACAACAAUCAGUCAACAAUGAUCUUCUAAAUCUUUUCAGAAAAUCUCUUCCUGACUUGAUCUUUGACUCUUUUGACGCAGAAAUGCUAUUAAGCAAGCUUGUUAAGCGAGCAGGUGGUCUUUUCAUCGUGGCCAUAGCACUCACACGUUAUCUAAAAUGUGAGUCUUUGGUUGUACGAGACAGAGUACUUGCAAUCCUCACAGGAAACUUCAAGAGAGAACCACCUGAUAAUAUAUUGGACUCAGUUUAUUGUAAUGCUCUGGAAAAGUCAAUCCCAGAUAACCUUGAUGAAAACGAAAGGCAAGAUCACUGUGAUUCUAUCAAGCGUGUCUUGGGAGGCAUAGCGAUUAUGUUCACAGAGAUAUCUGUGAACUCAUUAUACAAUCUUUUGAACCAUGAUAAAGGGGUCUCAACACUUCACCGUGACUUUAUUCACAGAUCCUUGAAAAGGUUGAGUGCUAUUAUAAUAGUCCCCCAAAAAGCAAGUGACAAGAAACAGUCGUUUCGACUGCAUCACUCAGCCCUCAGCGACUUUCUCUUUGAUACAAGCAGAUGCAACAUCUACUUCUCGAUUGAUAAACAGAAAAUGCAUUUGACGAUACUUGAAUGUUGUAUUCGAGUCUUGAACGAACAGCUUGCCCAGUACCUGGAGUGUUUGAAGGUGCCCGCAAGAAGCCUGGGGGCCGCCAAUGGGAGAGUGGUUGAGCAGUUCCCAGCUGAUGAGAUUCAGUAUGCAUGCAUCUACUGGGUGAAGCAUCUAGAGGGCAGCAAUCUCCAGCUCUGUGAUAAUGACAUCAUACAUAAAUUUCUGCGAAGCCAUGUUCUUGACUGGCUAGAGGCACUGUGCCGUAUCACGAUGGUGGACAAUGUCUUGGAGGCAAUAUAUCUGUUAGGAAAGUCUACAAGGGUAGGCCGGAAGGUACACGAUUUCAUUGAGGAUAUUCGACGAUUCGCUCUCAAAAACCAGCAUAUUUUCAAGGAAGAUCCGUCACAGAUUCAUGAGAGUGCAAUAAUUUUUGCACCUCUGAGUAGCCCAUUACGACGUGAAUUCGGUAAAUCUGCGCUUAAACACAUCAAAUAUCUCCCAGAAACGCAAUAUGACUGGGAUUCUGAGAUAGUGGCUUUUGAGCAUGAUGUGCACAACAUCCACGAACUCAUAUGUACUAGACACGACGUCGUUGUCUCUAGGUCAGACAAUGGUGUAAUCAAGCUAUGGAACGCAGUGACCGGUCGAUUCCUUCAUGAUCUUGACGGGGUUUCAGUGGACGCGAUCAGCCUCUCCAACGAUGGAAGGUUGCUCGCCUGUUUAUCUAAGGGGGGUUUCAGCAUAUGGGAUACCAUGACGGGCGUGCGCUUGAGCACCUCUCAAACCAGCACCCAGUUAGCGGCUAUUGCUUUCACAGAAGAUAGCAACACUAUUCUCACAGUAUGCCAUGUAUCAACCAUACAGUACUGGAAUUUUAAUACUGGGCAAUGCACCCCUGUUCUGAACAGGCAUAUUGAUAGCGGAAAGUCGAUAAAAGUGUCAGCUGACGCUGCUACGAUUUUAUCAUGGGGCCAGGGCAAAGAAAUAACUGUCUUGAAGAUUCGAGAUUAUGAGUGCUAUCACCAGUUUUCCAUCACUGAUGAAGAAGCGAUUCAAACGGUCUCCAUAUCGAAUGACGGCAUCAGGCUUGCUUCUGCUGGCAAAGGCAUACGAGUGUGGGAUUUACCCACUAGGAAGUGUCGGUAUAAUAUUUUCGAACGCUUCAAUCCCGUAACCUCCUUGGGGAUGUCGCCAGAUGGACAAUUCCUGGCAGCUGGAUAUGAUAACGCAAGCAUUCGGAUCUGGAAUCUUGAUACAGGACAACCUUUGCAGGUCCUCAAAGGACACUACGGUCCGGUGGUAGCACUAUCAUUCUCUUUGGAAGACUUUGUUCUUGUUUCCGGGUCGUGGGAUUGCACUGUGCGAACUUGGAAAUUAGAGCAGGCCCAACCUGCUACAUUCAAUGCUACCAAUGAUCGUGGAAGGCAGAUCACAGCGCUUCAACUAUCGUCGGAUGAUUCUAUUCUCGCUACGGGAACUUUGGACGGGACAAUAUCGCUAUGGAAAACAGAGAGAGGGGAGCGCUAUGCAAAUUUUUGUGGUCAUAAUCAUGAAGUGAAAAGCUUCUAUUUCGUUGAGGAUAAUCUUACCCUCAUUUCAACCUCGGCGGAUCGCACGAUACGGCUGUGGAGUGUUGCGACAGGUGAGAGCCUAAAGAACCUUACUGGGCACACCUCUCCAAUAAAUACCAGUCAAAUAUCCGAGGACGGUAACCUAUUGGCCACAGCUUCGCUCGACCAUGCGAUUAUGUUGUGGGAUCUAAAGAAACGAGCUUGUCGGCACAGUCUUACUGGCCACGGCGGCAGAAUUCAACAAAUGGCAUUCUCUACGGACGGCAUGGUUUUAGCGUCUGCACCGGCAGAUGGUAGCAUACGCCUUUGGAGGACGACAGAUGGAGCCUCUAUGGGUCCACUUAUAGGGAAUGGCGCCCAGAUCAAUGGAAUAACAUUCCGUGCACAUACCAUGAUUCUGGCAUCGUGCGCAGCAGACGGUACAGUACGACUGUGGGAUGUUCUAAGAAAAGAAUGUAUCCGCAGCCUUGAGGGUGGUGAUCCUCAAAUGUGUGUUGCAGUUUCUAGUGAUCGGGGAUUUAUUGCAUCAGCCGCAAUGGGAGUUGUUAGGAUUUGGCAUCCGUCCCAGGAAACGCCGUUAGAAAGAUUUGUUCCUAUUCCGUUGAACAACAUAGCCUUGUCGGAAGAUGGACAGUACUUGACAUGUGACAGAGGGACCAUCGACCUCGGUAUCCAAACAUCUGAUACACGACCAUCGUCGCAUAAUCCGAAGUUAGGCCUCUACAUUGGAGACGACUGCAUUGUCAAUAGUCACGCAAGACUCCUCUGCAUCUCACGGCGUUAUCAAUACAUAGAAAAAUCGGCAUGUCGGCAGAACAUCGUAGCGCUGGGCUACAAGUCUGGAGAGGUCAUGAUACUUUACACAGUAUAGACGGUGGCAGGGACUGGGGAGGAUGUACUUUGACCCAAGGAUGCAAUGUUCCUCAGCCGCUGAUUGAGAUGCUCGACUGGAAAGCCCCCAUUCCAAGGGGUAUAAGAAGAAUGUGGCAAAUCAUUACUACGCUAAAAAGGCAUCUUGACAACAUCUGAGGUAACAUUGAGGGAAUUUUUCGUGAUCUUGAUUUUCAACAAAGAAUGAUCUGUCAAUUUAUCAGCAAAAUGAUUUCUCCUUCAGGUUCCCCGAAGAAUGUAAAUUGGUUCGAACAAAGGAAUGCGGGGAGAAAGACGUAAAGCUGAAGGCUAUGGGAUGGAUGCCCCAAAGAAAAAAGACAGGGAUACGUGACUUUCAUGUCUGACUGCGUAGACUGGAAUGAGGCUCAUUUGCCGUCGCUAUAAGAUUGCAUGCUGUAUGGCACAAACCCUUAUCAGGGAGGUUAAA